Messenger RNA from Stylonychia lemnae, 1983 nucleotides. Lineage: Eukaryota; Ciliophora; Spirotrichea; Sporadotrichida; Oxytrichidae. The record is from the annotation of a GenBank genome assembly.
AUGAGAUAGGUGUCAUUUAACGAUAGAGAUAGUUAUGUUACAGAAAUCGUAAAGGAUAUAUGCAAGGAAAUCAGAGCUAUGAAUAAAGAUUUAAGGAAUUUUCUAUCAAAAAUGCUUAUUGAGGUUAAGGAUAUGCCUGUCAAUUUGAUUAUACAAAUGGCCGAAAAGGAGAGCACAUUCUAAUAAAAAUUUGUUGCAGUUGGUCAGUAAAAUUAGCAAUAAAGAUAAGCUCCUCAGGUAUAGAAUAAUAAAAAUAAGGGAAGUCAUGAUGGCUAGUAAAUUUACCCAGAAAUUGUUGGAAUUUUCCUUUUGCUAAUAGAGGAUGAUUCGAUGAGCGUUAGAAUUUCGGGUAUUGACCUUAUGAGUAAAUUAGCUUAAAAAGCACAGGAAAUAAGGUAAAAAUGCUUGAAUUUUCUGAUUGAUAUGCUGAAUGAUGAGAUAGAUGAAGUUAGAAUAGGUGCUCUUCAUGGUAUAGCUAACUUUAAUGAUGUAUCUUAACUCAAUGAAUAUGAAGUCAACAUUGUUCUUUUCAACUUAAAUGAGGAUAAUCAGAGACUUAGAGAUGAAAUCUAUUUAUUUUUCGGGCGCACUAUUAUUAGCAAGAGUGAUCUCUUCCUUAAGUUGCUUUAUAAACUUGGCUAGACUCACAGCUAGCUGGUUUCAAGUCUUGUAUUCAAGAUUCUUGGAAUAGACAAGAGAUUUUAAGCAAUCGAUCCUAUCUGGACAGAUGUUAUUUAUAUAGCGAAUAUGAUUCUUAUUUACGCUGCGAGUCUUGAAAUUCCUAGUAUUUUCAAUGAUGUCCCAUAAUUUGUCGAGAAGUCUCUAAAUUACUUGAAAGACUAAUAUAAAGAAUAUUACUUAUUAUAGACUUAGGACUAAAAACCAAUAGAGAUGGCUAUUUAGAAUAAUGAUAAUUAAGCUCAUCAAAAUUUAAUAGUGUCAUUAGAUCCUACAAUAAUCUAAGUUAUUAAGUAUAUAAAAUCAUCAAAUUUUUAGAUGGCAAAAAAACUUACUGAGAAUUCACUUUAAUAGGUUAAAUCCCAAUUAAAAAUGUUAACUAGGAAUUCAAAAUCAACAAUUGAUCAUUAACUUGCUUUCUUUAACUUGUUAGCUAGCUUUAUCUAAUCCUGCUUUAGAUAAAAUGAUGUGCUAAAGUCAAUUGAUUUAAAGAUGAAAAUGCUUCUUUAUUUCUAAGAAUUACCUGGUCCCUUUAAAGAAUUACUUGAAAUUAGCUCAUUGAAAUUAUACCUUCAACUGAUUGUAGAACACCUUGACAGAUUUAAGCUAAGUGAUUUCUUCUAUGAGGAUGAAUUCAUUACUUUGUGCUAGAACAUAAUAGCCUUCUCUGAAAAAAUAAAUAAUCAAUAAGCUACUACAGAUCCAAUUAUCUCCUACUUAAAAAUCAAUGUAAUAUAACAGAAGUCUCAGCUUAGAGCCAAGGAAUGGAGAAAUACAAUAAUUGGAAAACUGAAGAGCUUUGAAUAAACUAUUACUAUGAAUACAAUCCUAGACUAAAUCAAUAUAAACUAACCAGACCUAGAUAUCCUGAGAUACUCAGAUAUUCUGAUAACACAUCCACUUAACACUCACAAUGAAGUUCAUUAGAUAUCCUACAAGCACUCUGAAUUCAUGACAAUUUAGGGCAACAUGUCUAAUCAAAGAGAGAAUGUCAACAAUUAAAUAGUUGUUAGAUACCCUGAUGAUACCUUUCAGUUUUUUUAAACUAGAAGCAAUUUGUAGAACCAGGAAGUAAGCUUUAAUUAGAAGAUUGAAAUCAAAGUUGACAAAAGUUGGAAUUAGGAUAAUUAUAUUGAAAUAUUCUUUGGUGAUUAAAAUGUAAUUACGGAUGAAGAAGUUCAAUUGAUAUUAGAGUUGAUGCCAUUAAAGAAAAACUUUAUAGAUAAGGAGUUAGUUAGAUUUGACAAUGGAAAGCUGAUUGGAGUGAAAUCCAAUAUGAAGAAAUAUUUAAUUAAGCCUUGUUGA